GUUCCGAUCUCUAGUUGUGUACGGUACCUACAUGCCUUUAGCGGAAGCUGGUUCCCCUCUACGUUCACUUCUCAACUUUGAGAAGCUGACGCAACUUCAGAUCGCAUUUCGAAAGACAACGACUUUUUUUGAAGACAGUGGUGCUAUAACCACUGCCGAGUCGCUGAUCCGACGGUUCAAGAAGACGCUGCAGACUCUUACCUUAAAUACGUAUCUCUAUGGUCAGGAUUAUCUUCAGCUCACUAAUCAGUCCUUUUAACACAGUAAUUGCAGCGCCUCUGUUAACACUUAUUGAUGCUAAAAGGGUCCGUCGUCUGAAAUUCGAACUGUACUCGAUGAAAUGGGAAUCGUGGUUGAGAAAUUGGCUCAAAUGGCUAAUCGACUCAUUUUCACUUUCGGACCUGCUCGAAAUCAUCGAGCUCGAAGAAUGCACGUUCACUUUGACCGGAUUCUGGCACACUAGCGACCUUUAUAGGUACGCCGCACUUUGGUGCCAAUUGGAUUCAGUUCUGGCUUCGCGCUGUCGUAUUCAGCGGCUGGUGGUACAACUUCAGCCCGUCUAUCCAGGGUUACCGUCGCCAUCUGUCAAACUCGUUGCAGCAUUAUUUCCCUUUGUGCGAUCCUCUGCUAGUCUGGUCGUAGAAAAAUUAGGUCUACCGACGGUCUUGGAUUUGACAGAACUUUCCUUGUUGGAUAUGUGAUGGUGAUAUGAUCGCGCCUCAACCUUCUGGGUACACAUCUUUAGAAGAAGCGCCGUUAAAUAUUUGUUCAUCCGGUUAAUCAAAAGACGUGGGCCCAUCGCGGUAGAGAAUCAAAUUCCCCUUACCUUUGUCUCGGUGUCUGCCACUUCGGUUAUAGUCCCGAAUUCAUAUACAUUUAAACAUUUGACGACGGUUCGUUAUACAGAAUCGGUACCUUAAUUUCAG
Guyanagaster necrorhizus is the source of this 926-nucleotide messenger RNA. RefSeq lists its product as uncharacterized. Lineage: Eukaryota; Fungi; Basidiomycota; Agaricomycetes; Agaricales; Physalacriaceae. The record is from RefSeq and is a predicted model, not a curated record. The transcript has 2 exons. The coding region runs from base 219 to 701 and encodes 160 amino acids.